Messenger RNA from Fusarium graminearum PH-1, 912 nucleotides. RefSeq lists its product as uncharacterized. The record is from RefSeq and is a predicted model, not a curated record. NCBI's taxonomy places the organism in Eukaryota, Fungi, Ascomycota, Sordariomycetes, Hypocreales, Nectriaceae. Bases 1 to 912 code for a protein of 303 amino acids. The transcript has a single exon.
AUGGCCUCAAACGGCACUCAGGGCAGCGAUGCCAAUCAAAAUCCCGCUCCUCAGAGUGACAAGCCCGUUCCUCAGAACGUGGCAAACGUUUCUGGUGGUAAUCGUGGCCGUGGUCGUGGUAGUUUGGGCCGUGGCUCCCACGGCGGAGUCUCCCAAAACUCUGUCAACAACGUUCCUAACUUGCCCAGGAGUGUGCCAAACUUGCCGACCACUAGCUGUACUAAUCGCGACUAUAGCCGAGCUGAAGGCAGACGCAGGAACCUGGAAAGGACUAUAACAUUCACAGCCGAAGACAGGAAUGAGCCAGCACCCAAGCAGGCCAUCGAGGACGUCAGCGACGAAGCGUCUGAUAAGGCAUGUCCCGAUUGCAAGGGACACACUUGCGGUUUUUGCAGGGCCAAAGACCAUGCUAUGAUUCACUGCCUCAUGGCAAAAGAUGGUAACAUCCCUGGCUGCGUCUUGUGGAAUACGAUGGCGCAUGAGCUGAAUGCAUGCCCUAUAUAUAUGGGCCUAGACAUGCAAGAAAGGUUGAAAGGCCUCAUAAAUGAGCGCGCUGGCCUCCCUAAUGUAAAGGUGAAGGACCACUGGUCCACUCUGUUUCAUGCAUGGCUGUAUGACAAGGCGUCCGAGGGGAUGAGAGCCCCUGACGAGUACCCAUGGACAGAGGCCCACGCGAUUGAGCUCAAUGGGCGCCAGAAUGGCAAUUACGCUCAUGGGCUGCAGUUGGUGUUCGAAAAGAGCGGCCACGACCGUUCUGUUCUUCCCAAGGAUGAGGUGGUCAAAGACGCUGUCGGUGUCUGGUGGCAUUUCUGGUUGCGACGCGGUCUUCCAUUUCCUCAACGCCUGGUCGAGAUGGGCUUCACUAGUCCUUUUGAUACUGCCGGCCCAAAAUUCGGAGCCAAGGAAGUCUGA